This is a messenger RNA of Penicillium subrubescens, 243 nucleotides long. RefSeq names its product coiled-coil-helix-coiled-coil-helix domain-containing protein. NCBI's taxonomy places the organism in Eukaryota, Fungi, Ascomycota, Eurotiomycetes, Eurotiales, Aspergillaceae. The coding region runs from base 1 to 243 and encodes 80 amino acids. The record is from RefSeq and is a predicted model, not a curated record. The transcript is spliced from 4 exons.
AUGCCGGCCGGCACCGUCCAGGAUGAACACCAUGACAAGGCCUGGGAGAAGGCUGAGCGGAAGUUCUCACAUAAAACGGCCAGCGAAUACUACGAUCCGUGCCAGGACUUCGCGGACCGGAGUCUAAAAUGCAUGAAGCGCAAUGGCUUUGAUCGCGAGAUGUGCGGCGACUACUUCCAGGCUUAUCGGGACUGUAAGAAGAACUGGCUCAACCAAAAGAAGGCAGCUCCUCAGUCAAAAUGA